Molecule: messenger RNA, 2347 nt
Organism: Cucurbitaria berberidis CBS 394.84
Lineage: Eukaryota; Fungi; Ascomycota; Dothideomycetes; Pleosporales; Cucurbitariaceae
Exons: 1
Coding region: 36-1871 (611 amino acids)
Biological process (GO): negative regulation of transcription by RNA polymerase II; negative regulation of phosphatase activity
Molecular function (GO): transcription corepressor activity; phosphatase inhibitor activity; chromatin binding
Source: RefSeq, a predicted model, not a curated record
GCUCGACAACGAGCUGCAUCACUUCGCAAGCAUCCAUGGCAGCCUCGACACAAGAUGCUCUAGAGAGCAUCGAGCGCCGCCGUGCGCAGCUCCAGGAGAAUGUCGACAAGCUUCAGAAAGCCUUGUCGCACUGGACGACCUGGGAAGCCGAGUACCAGAUGCUUAAAGAAGAGAUACAGAGUGCCGGAGACCCUGCCCCUUCGCAAAUCCGUGUGAUUGCUAGUCAUCUCGGUAGCUCACUAGUCAACGAGAAAGAGGUCGAAGAGCUCCUCGGCAAGAAGCUGCAGACGCCGCGCAGUGCUAACCAAGUCGUUGAUUUAAUCUCUAGACGCAUUGACUAUGUCCAACAGAACAGUGCCACCAUCGAAAAACAGCUCAAUGCCGCAGAAAAGCAACUUGCAGGUGUCGAUGUCCUACUCGAGCCGGGCAUGGAGAAUGAGGAUGGGCUACCGAUGAUGGAUAUCGAGGAAGAACUGGAUGACGAGGGCAAGGAAGUCUCAAGCUCCGUCAAUCAGACUGGCAAGGCUGCCGCUGAGAUUGUAGAAGUGUUGCGGAAGGCUGGCUUACAAAAGGCUGAGCUGGACAGGCAAAGUGCAGUACAAGAAGCACAAGAAGAUCCCCUGGAAACCCCGUCAACAUCGGUGUCUACUGCGGUUGUAGCGGGAGAGCCUGACCCAGCAGCUGCGUCUACCCAGUCAAAGCCAGAGCUAUCAGAAUCCGAAUCUAUCAGAAACAUUCCCGCGACGUCCGUAUCGUCUGUAGAGGCUAUCGAACAUGAACCUAGGAAGAAGUCGGCUUUGGAGAUGCACGGCUACAAUGACGAUCUUGCAGCAGCAAAUUUCAACAGCGGGACAAAGGUCAUCGAACUUGAUGCGGACGAUAAUCUAGUUGCGACCUAUCCAAUCAUCCCGCAGGGCGAGUCACCAGAAGAUGCUGAGCUGCGAAGACAAAUGCUGCAGUACGGGUUGUCCGAGGUUGGGCAGAUAGUUGCUGAACUUGACCUUGAUCAACCCACCGCAUCGUACUCGGACGACGACAUGGACGAUGAUUACGAUGAUGAUUACACCGAAGGAGAGGAGGAGGAAGACGAGUACGGCCGCACCACCAAGCCUGUACUUACAGAGGAAUACCGCGAACAGAUGCGAGAGCUGGAAAAGAAGCUCGGUGCUCGCAUGCUUGAAAACGUUGGACCUCAGUCUGAAACUUCCCCUCUGGCGGAGCAUAUCGGUGACAUUCGCACGAUGCGUGUGCGGAAAGACGAUCGAUUUGACCAGUCAAUGGAGGCAGAGGCAUCCCAGAUGCCGAAAGUUGAAUCCAAGUCGCAAGCCAAGAAGAAGGGUGUACGCUUCGCCGACGACCUCGACAUCUCCGAGGCCCCGCAGUCAGAACGAACAGCAGGACAAACUACCCAGUCCGAGACUAAGCCAGCUGGUACCAUGUCAGAUACCAUCGUCGAGCGCGCUGCCACCACGCCCCAACCGCCUAUGGAGCCCUCCAAACCCGCAAAGGUUUCCAGAUUCAAGAGCGCUCGAGCUGAGUCAAAGCAACCGCCACAGAUGCUACCAACGCCCACCAUUCCUGAGGCACCUCCUGUCCCUACCGGACCCGUUGGUCGCACGUUAGCCAACACAAUAACCGAGCAUGUGGGGUCAUCGUCUGAGCCCCAAGCCCCGGAUGAAUUUGAUCCGGUCGUUGUGAACCGCGAGAUUGAAGCCGAGUACCACGUAGCGCGCAACAAGUUUAUCCAGCAACAGGGCGGCUUCAAGCCCACGGAAGAAGACAAUGAGAGCGCCAUAGUAGAAGAACGAGAUGGGAAGACGAAGAAAGUGAGUCGGUUCAUGGCGGCCCGAUUGAAGGCUGAUGGUAUGUAAGAUUUCUGUAUAACACUGUGUUCAUUUACAUGCACCGUCCCUAUUCCGCUACUUGACCAAAGUCAUUGCUGUGAUGCGUUAGGCUGCCUGUACAUCUGUGGUACUUUCUACACGGUCAAUCGUGAAACUGCAGAGCGUACUAGGAGUAGUCUGGGUGGCAAAUGGAACAAUUCAUGCCCGUGAGAGAUACCACUUAUGUAUCAUGUCUCACAUUACAUUCGUUCCUAGAGUAAAGACCAACGGGGCUCUCUGACGUGGCUGGCUUGCUUGGCAGCUGAUGCCUGGCACGAUUGUUUAUGCUCUGUACAUAUGGACGUUGAUUAUGUUAGUAUUAUGAAUAUCAUGUUGAAUAUGCCAGCAUAUUGCUACUAUGAAUCCGAAUCUGUGAUGACUUAUAGGCCCUAAUAGCUCUAAUGGAGUAGAGAGUCUUGAAAUCGGAAGGAUCAGACGCUUAAAAAUUAGAAACUAUAUAUACC